Arabis nemorensis is the source of this 2160-nucleotide messenger RNA. NCBI's taxonomy places the organism in Eukaryota, Viridiplantae, Streptophyta, Magnoliopsida, Brassicales, Brassicaceae. The record is from the annotation of a GenBank genome assembly.
AUGUGGGUGUUUUAUCUGAUCUCGUUGCCAUUAACGUUAGGCUUAGUUUUCUCCACGCUCCGGUAUUUCGCCGGACCGGAGAUUCCUCGGUAUGUUUUACUCACCGUUGGAUAUACAUGGUUUUGCUCCGUCUCCGUUAUCAUCCUCGCUCCUGCAGAUAUCUGGACGACACUGUCUCUGCCACCUAACCAUCCUGAGAAUGGUGCCAUUUCCUUCUUGUGGAGUUGGUCAUACUGGAGUACGUUUCUGCUUACCUGGGCUGUGGUGCCUCUUAUUCAGGGUUAUGAAGAUGCCGGAGACUUUACUGUGUCAGAGAGAUUGAAGACUAGCGUGCAUGCCAACUUAGUUUUCUAUCUAAUACUAGGAUUCAUAGGCCUUCUCGGUCUCAUCCUUCUCAUUAUGAUGCACAGAAACUGGAAAGGUAGCAUUUUGGGUUAUGCUAUGGCGUGCUCAAAUACUUUUGGGCUGGUCACUGGUGCAUUUCUUCUCGGCUUUGGCUUGAGUGAAAUUCCUAAGACCCUUUGGAAAGAUGCAGAUUGGACAACCCGCCAAAAAGUUCUCUCACACAAAAUUGCCAAAACUGCUGUGAAACUCGACAAUGCCCAUCAAGAACUUUCAAAUGCAAUCGUAGUUGCUCAAGCGACAUCAAAUCAAAUGUCGAAGCGUGAUCCGAUGAGACCAUACAUGGAUGUAAUCGAUGCUAUGCUGGAUAAAAUGUUUAGGAAAGACAAGUCAUUUAAGCCACAAGGUGGUCAAUUGGGUGAAAACGAUAUGGACUAUGACACAGAUGAAAAAUCAAUGGCAACACUAAGACGGCACCUUCGUAAUGCUAAGGAUGAAUACUAUCGAUACAAAAGUGAGUAUCUAACUAAUGUUACGGAGGCCCUUAAUCUUGAAGAUACAAUGAAGAACUAUGAGCGCUGCAGUUCUACCGGAUGGAAAUAUGCGUCGAGCUUCAGAGCAAGUCGAAGCGGCAAAAUAGGGAGUCUUCUCGAUACAUUUGAAUUUGCGUGGAGAUGUAUACUGAAGAAACAGAUUGAGAAGGUCGCGGCAGUAGUUUUGGGGAUUAUGUCAGCUGCGAUUCUCUUAGCAGAAGCAACUCUUCUUCUUAGUAAACUUGACUUGUCCCUCUUCUCAAUUCUUAUAAGCUAUGUGAAAUCAGAUGAAUUGCUAGUGCAGGCAUUUGCUUUUGUACCCUUGGUGUAUAUGUGCAUCUGUACAUAUUAUUCCCUGUUUAAGAUAGGGAUGUUGAUGAUUUAUUCCUUGACUCCUCGUCAAACAAGCGCAGUGAACCUGCUAAUGAUUUGCUCGAUGAUUGCUCGCUAUGCCCCUCCAAUAUCUUAUAAUUUCAUAAAUCUCAUUCAACUUCAUUCGGAAACGAUUUUUGAGAAGAAAAUGGGUAAAAUUGAUGAGGUUGUUCCGAUCUUUGGGCAACGAUUCAAUGACAUAUAUCCUCUUGUAAUGGUUAUCUACACCUUGCUGGUUGCGAGCAACUUCUUUGAUCGUAUAGUUGCUUACUUUGGUAACUGGAAAAGAUUGAGAUUUCAAACUGAGGACGAUGAUGAGAUGGAUGGGUUUGAUCCAUCCGGAUUAAUGAUUCUUAAAAAAGAACGAAUGUGGCUUGAAGAAGGGCAAAGAAUUGGCGAGCAUGUUCUUCCACUGGCUAGGAAUUUUAACGAUGUUGAUGUUGAAACAGGAAGCAACUUCUCUGAUGAAUCUUGUGUUGAGAUGAAUACGUCGAGCAGCUAUGAUGCAGAAACCGGCAGGAGUGAGAUUGCUCGAAGAUACGGAACUGGCAGAGAAGCAAUUACUAACAAAUACGCAGCUAUGAGGGAACAGAAUAAGAAGAAACAAGAGCUAACAGAGAACAUGGUCUCAGCUAAAGUGUCGUUACUGGAGCCAGAGAACUUUGGAAGAGAGUCAUCUUCUUCCUCUUCUGGUUUGGCCUCAACAUGGCGGAACAUGAAACUAGGACUCCAAAGCUUUAAAGAGAAUGCAACAACCAAAAAUUACUUACCACUAAGGCAGAUAACAGAAGCAACAAGCAACCCGAGAAUGCCGAGUUCACUGGAGGAGAUAUUUCAGAGACUGAGAAACCGGUCUGUAGAACACCAGCGUUACAUAGGUGACGAUGACUAUGAAGGCGACAUUCCGAGGUAA